AUGUUGAAAGUGGUGGUGUUGCUGCUGCUUCUGCCUCUAAUCUUGUGCAAAGCAGAAGCCACUAAGUGUCUCAUGAAGGAUCCCCUUCCUGUUCCCCAUGAGUGGUACCAGCCAGGAGAUCUCCUCAUCGGUGGAAUGUCUUCUCAGAUGGGUUACCAUGUGCAUGAAAUAGAAUUCAGACAACAUCCAUCUCAGGUGUUGUAUAAGGAACCAUAUAUGGUGCCAAAGUUCUACCAGCAUGUCCUGGCCUUGGUGUUUGCUGUAAAUGAAAUCAACAAGAAUACACAACUCUUGCCCAACAUCACUCUCGGGUACCACAUCUAUGACAGCUACAAUGAUAUGAGGAUGACUUAUCGUACCACGUUUGAUCUGCUCUUUAAAUGGCACCGAUAUAUUCCUAAUUACGAGUGUGAUUUCCCCAAAAACCUAACAGCCAUCAUUGGGGGACUGAGCUCUGAUACCUCCUUCCACAUGGCAAACAUCCUAAGUCCUUACAAGAUCCCACAGCUCACUUAUGGCUCAUUUGAUCCAGAACAAAGAGAAGGAAAACAGUCCCAUUCCCUUUACCACAUGAGCCCAAUUGAAGUCCAUCAGAAUGCAGGGAUCAUCCGGUUACUUCUCCAUUUCCAAUGGAUGUGGGUUGGACUUUUUGUUGUGGAUGAUGACAGCGGAGAACAUUUCUUGAAGGUCCUGGAGCCACUCCUUUCCCAAAAUGGAAUCUGUUUGGCUUUGAUGAAGAAAAUUCUAAGUCAACGAAACUGGAAUGAUCUAGAUCAUUUCAUUGAUUUAUUUUUAACUACAUAUUUACCUUUCAGAGAAAGCAAAGCUAGCACAUUUAUCCUCUAUGGAGAUUCCACUGCACUUAUGGUAUGUACUCUUAUAUUCCUAGGCAAUCCCAACUACAAGGAAAACGCAUCAUUGAGAAAAGUGUGGAUUAUGACAUCCCAAAUUGAUUUUGCACUAAUAAGCCUUCAGCGGUCCUGGGAUUUCCAGUUCUUCCAUGGGACCAUUUCCUUCACAAUUCCCUCAAACGAUCCUCAGGGCUUCCAGAACUUUCUUCAAGACAUAAAACCUUGCAAAGAACAAGGAAAUGGCUUUCUCAAGGAAUUCUGGGAGCAAGCAUUUGACUGUGUCUAUUCAAAUUCCCAGGAACCAAUGAAUAGCAGUGAAACCUGUACUGGGGAGGAGAGACUGGAGAGUCUUCCUGGGCCACUGUUUGAAAUGCAAAUGAGUGGUCACAGCUACAGCAUCUACAAUGCAGUCCAUGUCAUCGUGCAUGCUAUCCAUGCCUUGUACUCAUGCAGAUACAAUCACAGGGCAAUGAAUGAUGGCCAAAGAAGAGAACAUCAAAGGCUCCAGCCAUGGCAGGUGGCGCCCCUCUCUGUGUGCAACGACUACUGCAACCCCGGGUAUCAUAAGCAAAAGAAGGAAGGCAAGACAUUUUGCUGCUACGCAUGUGCUUCUUGCCCGGAAGGGAAGAUUUCAAGCCAAAAGGACGCGGAUGAUUGCAUGAAAUGCCCGAGUGAUCAAUAUCCAACCAAGGACCAAGAUGGAUGCGUUCCCAAGAGAAUGAGCUUCCUGUCUUUUGAAGAACCUUUAGGAAUUAGUUUGGCCUCCACAGCUGCUUUAUUAGCUCUGAUUGCAACCACAGUGUUAGGAACUUUCAAUAAGCACAAAGACACCCCCAUCGUCAAAGCCAACAACCGGGACAUCACCUACAUCCUUCUAAUCACUCUCUUGCUCUGCUUCCUCUCUUCUUUGCUGUUCCUUGGCCAACCAACAAAGGUGACCUGCUUCCUUCGACAAUCUGCUUUCAGUAUCAUCUUCUCAGUGGCUGUUUCUUGUGUGUUGGCCAAAACCAUCACUGUGGUUGUAGCUUUCAUGGUCACCAGACCUGGGUCCAGCAUGAGGAAGUGGGUGGGGAAAAGACUGACUAACUCCAUUGUCCUUUCCUGCCCCCUCAUUCAAGCAGGCAUUUGUGUGGUAUGGCUGGCAACCUCACCCCCAUUCCCAGAUUAUGACACAUUGUCACUGACUGAAGAGAUCAUAGUACAAUGUAAUGAAGGGUCUGUCCUCCUCUUCUACAUUGCCCUGGGUUAUAUGGGAUUUUUAUCCACCAUCUGUUUGACUGUAGCUUUCCUAGCCAGGAAGUUGCCUGAUAGUUUCAAUGAAGCCAAGUUUAUCACUUUCAGCAUGCUGAUCUUCUGCAGUGUUUGGUUGUCUUUUGUUCCAACCUAUGUGAGCACCAAAGGGAAAUACAUGGUAGCUGUGGAGAUAUUUUCUAUCUUGGUUUCCAGUGCUGGGUUGCUCAGCUGCAUCUUUUCCCCCAAAUGCUACAUUAUUGUGUUGAGACCUGAACUGAACAGGAGAGAGCAAUUAAUAAGAAAAAAUAACAAGGGUAGUGAUUUCUAA
Eublepharis macularius is the source of this 2412-nucleotide messenger RNA. RefSeq names its product vomeronasal type-2 receptor 26-like. The transcript is spliced from 5 exons. The coding region runs from base 1 to 2412 and encodes 803 amino acids. Gene Ontology annotation, molecular function: G protein-coupled receptor activity. Gene Ontology annotation, biological process: G protein-coupled receptor signaling pathway. NCBI's taxonomy places the organism in Eukaryota, Metazoa, Chordata, Lepidosauria, Squamata, Eublepharidae. The record is from RefSeq and is a predicted model, not a curated record. Gene Ontology annotation, cellular component: membrane.